UAUUUUGAUUGAAAUUUGAACUGCUAUUAUUUAGAUUUAUUGAAUGCACUAGAGAAUGUAUCUCUACAACCUGACCCUGCAGAGGGCGACGGGGAUCACCCACUCCGUUCAUGGAAACUUCUCUGGUGCUAAGCUCCAGGAGAUAGUUGUGUCUCGGGGAAAGACUUUGGAGUUAAUGAGACCUGAUCCAAACACUGGAAAGGUCCACACACUGGUGAGCACAGAAAUAUUUGGAUGUGUCAGAUCUCUCAUGUCUUUCCGACUUACAGGUGGAGGUAAGGAUUAUGUUGUUGUUGGAUCUGACUCUGGUCGAAUCUGUAUCCUGGAGUACAACGCAGCAAAGAACUCCUUCGACAGGGUUCACAUCGAGACUUUUGGGAAAAGCGGCUGCAGAAGAAUUGUUCCCGGACAAUAUCUAGCGAUUGACCCUAAAGGACGGGCUGUGAUGGUCGGCGCGAUUGAGAAGCAAAAACUAGUUUUCAUCAUGAAUCGUGACGCACAGGCGCGUCUGACAAUCUCCUCCCCCCUGGAAGCGCACAAGACGAAUACGAUUGUGUUCCAUAUAGUUGGUGUAGAUGUAGGGUUUGAGAAUCCAUUGUUUGCGUGUCUAGAGAUAGAUUACGAGGAGGCGGAUAAUGACCCAACAGGCGAGGCUGCCCAGAAGACCCAGCAGACGUUGACCUUCUACGAGUUGGACCUUGGUCUCAACCACGUGGUGAGGAAGUACUCCGAACCUCUGGACGAGCACGCAAACUUCUUGAUCUCAGUUCCGGGAGGAAACGACGGUCCCUCCGGAGUUCUCAUUUGUUCAGAGAAUUAUAUCACAUACAAGAACCUGGGAGAUCAACCGGAUAUCCGGUGUCCGAUCCCUAGACGAAGAAACGAUCUGGACGAUCCUGAAAGAGGAAUGAUCUUUGUCUGCAGUGCCACCCACAAGACCAAGUCCAUGUUCUUCUUCCUGGUGCAGACAGAGCAGGGCGACAUUUUUAAGAUAACCCUGGAGACAGACGAGGACAUGGUGACGGAAAUCAAGCUCAAGUACUUCGACACCGUCCCCGUCGCCAGCGGGAUGAACGUACUGAAAACUGGAUUUCUGUUCGUCGCUUCUGAGUUUGGAAAUCAUUAUCUCUACCAGAUUGCGCAUCUUGGAGAUGAUGAUGAUGAACCUGAGUUCAGCUCUGCUAUGCCCCUGGAGGAGGGAGACACAUUCUUCUUUGCUCCUCGUCCACUCAGAAAUCUCGUGCUCGUCGACGAACUCGAAUCCCUGUCACCUAUCCUUCACGCGCAGAUUGCUGACCUCGCUAAUGAGGACACACCACAGAUAUACGCUGCUUGUGGCCGAGGACCGAGGUCGACUAUGCGAGUGCUUCGUCACGGGUUGGAGGUCAGUGAGAUGGCGGUCUCCGAGCUGCCCGGUAACCCCAACGCCGUCUGGACUGUCAAGAAGAGGUAUGAUGACGAGUUUGACGCGUAUAUCAUUGUAUCCUUCGUGAACGCUACCCUUGUUCUCUCUAUCGGAGAAACAGUUGAGGAAGUAACAGACUCCGGGUUCCUGGGAACUACGCCAACAUUGUCUUGUGCACAGAUCGGAGACGAUGCCCUUGUCCAGGUUUACCCUGACGGUAUUCGUCAUAUUCGUUCAGACAAGCGUGUCAACGAGUGGAAAACCCCGGGCAAGAAAACAAUUGUCCGCUGUGCGGUCAACCAGCGUCAGGUGGUCAUUGCUUUGACCGGGGGAGAGCUGGUGUACUUUGAGAUGGAUCCGUCUGGUCAGCUGAACGAGUACACGGAGAGGAAAGAGAUGUCUGCUGAUGUUGUGUGCAUGGCAUUAGGCAAUGUUCCUGCUGGCGAGCAGAGGUGUAGAUUCCUGGCUGUAGGUUUAGCAGAUAAUACUGUCAGGAUUAUAUCUCUGGAUCCUAAUGAUUGCUUGACUCCUCUCUCUAUGCAGGCUCUACCUGACUCUGCUGAGAGCCUGUGUUUGAGUGAGAUGGGAGGAACGGAGGGACGGGAUGGAGAAGCCGGAGUACAAGGACAGUUCUAUCUCAAUAUUGGUUUACACAACGGUGUACUGCUCAGGACUGUAGUUGAUCAAGUGACAGGAGAUCUAUCUGAUACAAGGACAAGGUAUAUUGGAUCCCGGCCGGUCAAAUUGUUCCGUGUAACAAUGCAGGGCGGAGAAGCUGUCCUGGCGAUGUCAUCUCGAACCUGGAUCUCAUACUACUACUCUAACAGGUUCCAUUUGACUCCGCUAUCCUAUGAUACCCUGGAGUAUGCUGCUGGGUUCUCUAGUGAACAGUGUCCCGAGGGUGUGGUAGCUAUCUCAACCAACACACUUAGAAUUCUGGCGCUUGAGAAGUUGGGAGCAGUGUUCAAUCAGGUGGCCUACAACCUCGAGUUUACGCCCAGGAAAUUCGUAGUUCAUCCAGAGUCAGGAAUGAUGAUUGUUAUUGAGACCGACCACAACGCGUACACCGAGGACACGAAGAGCCAGAGGAAGAUACAGAUGGCGGAGGAGAUGAGAGAAGCGGCUGGAGAAGACGAACAGGAUUUGGCGAAUGAAAUGGCGGAGGCCUUCUUAACAGAAAACCUUCCUGAAGCAACCUUCGGAGCUCCCAAGGCGGGGGCGGGUAUGUGGGCUUCUUGUAUCCGUCUUUUCAACCCAAUCAACGGACGCACAAUUCAGGUUAUAAACUUGGAUCAGAAUGACGCCGCAAUGAGCGUUGCCCUGUGUAAGUUCCCUCACAUGGACCCCACCUCCACCUUCUGCUUGGUGGGCGUGGCCAAGGAUUAUCAGCUGAGCCCCCGCUCCGUUGGAGGCGGUUCCGUUCACGUUUACAGAAUUAUCCACGGCGGUACUGGACUAGAACUUAUUCACAGAACGGCGGUUGAUGAGAUUCCAUAUGCCAUUCACUCGUUCCAGAACAAGGUAUUGAUUGGAGUAGGUAAGCUACUACGUCUCUACGACCUGGGAAGAAAGAAGUUGUUGAGAAAGUGUGAAAACAAACAUAUUCCUCAUAUUGUUGUUGACAUCAAAACCGUCGGAGAACGUAUUAUUGUUUCAGAUGUACAGGAAUCCGUUCAUUGGGUGAAGUAUAGAAGAAGUGAAAAUCAACUAAUUGUAUUCGCAGAUGACACAACGCCAAGGUGGGUAACUUCAACAUGUCCUCUGGAUUAUUCCACAGUAGCAGUUGCUGACAAGUUUGGUAACCUUAGUGUUGUUCGAUUACCAUCAAAUACUAAUGAUGACAUAGACGAAGAUCCAACAGGGUCCAAAUCUCUGUGGGACCGUGGUUUAUUGUCUGGUGCCGGACAGAAGGCAGAAUGUGUGUCUGUUUUCCACGUGGGAGAAACGAUGGUAUCUCUACAGAAGGCUGCUCUUAUACCUGGUGGAUCAGAUUCAUUGGUUUACACAACAUUAUCAGGAACGGUUGGUAUGUUGGUUCCAUUUACAUCUAACGAAGAUCAUGAUUUCUUCCAACAUCUUGAGAUGCAUAUGCGUGGUGAGAACCCUCCGCUAUGUGGACGUGAUCAUCUGAGCUACAGAUCAUACUACUACCCCGUCAAGAACGUGUUGGACGGAGACCUAUGUGAGCAGUUCAACACCUUGGAGCCGACCAAACAGAAGUCCAUCGCGGAGGAGUUGGACAGAACCCCGGCCGAGGUGAGCAAGAAGUUGGAGGAUAUCAGAACAAGAUACGCUUUCUAGAUCAUACAACCGUCACAGUACAAGGAUCUAGAGUAACAAGCUGACAAUCCUAGAUAAUGGACAAAUUGUUAGACCCAAUGAUUAUCUAGACUCAGCCCAUCUAUAUGUAAAUAUAUUUCUAGAUCAAGUAGUUCGCAGAUCUAGGCAUUUAAACCAGACUUCAUCUGUUUUCAUUGUAAACACACAGUGUACCUCUCAUGUUUUGCGUAAUUUCAGACAAAUCUUGCAAAUUAAACAAAAUGGCCGCGACUGGUCGGGAGGGAGACGGGUUCGGACACCCUCGAGGACUGCGUGAGGUCAUUCCCAACCAAACCAGGUUUCGGAAACACAAGGAGUUUGUGGUUCCAACAGGUGGAAGGCUCUCCACUCUGCAGG
Molecule: messenger RNA, 4081 nt
Organism: Eurytemora carolleeae
Lineage: Eukaryota; Metazoa; Arthropoda; Copepoda; Calanoida; Temoridae
Gene: Sf3b3
Product: splicing factor 3B subunit 3
Exons: 19
Coding region: 56-3706 (1216 amino acids)
Biological process (GO): mRNA splicing, via spliceosome
Cellular component (GO): nucleus; U2 snRNP
Molecular function (GO): protein binding; U2 snRNA binding
Source: RefSeq, a predicted model, not a curated record